GCAUCCUGGUGGGAGCGGGUGACGCGUCUGGCGGGAAGCAUUCGUCAUCAGACCUUUUUCGGAGAGUAGCUUGGGCCUACAUAGUGUUCAAGCAGUUCGACAUCUCCGAGCUGGAACCACGACUUGAAGUGGCCAGGCAAGUUUCAGGAGCAGUCUGGAACGAGCAGACUAUAAAUCACGGGGAGAUGAUAGCCUUCUUGAGAUUCCUGGAGGACUCCCCUGUGGGCCCCUACCUGAUCUACGUCACCGACAGUUCGUAUGUUUCCCAAGGUUUCCUGAAG
Molecule: messenger RNA, 281 nt
Organism: Prorocentrum cordatum
Lineage: Eukaryota; Dinophyceae; Prorocentrales; Prorocentraceae
Source: the annotation of a GenBank genome assembly